Messenger RNA from Cicer arietinum (chickpea), 2339 nucleotides. Its product is annotated as large ribosomal subunit protein mL101 (rPPR4)-like. Gene Ontology annotation, cellular component: mitochondrion. The record is from RefSeq and is a predicted model, not a curated record. NCBI's taxonomy places the organism in Eukaryota, Viridiplantae, Streptophyta, Magnoliopsida, Fabales, Fabaceae. Gene Ontology annotation, molecular function: protein binding.
GAUGCAACUAUUUCAUGACAAAAUAUAAAACACCAGAAAAGAAAAAGCAGGUGCGAAUAGCAUCUCCCUAAUGGACAAUAAAACCCAUUUUGUGUUCAAUAGGAACUUCCCAAGCCCCAAUAGUUUCUUCACCUUCUUCUCCGCGAAGCAAAACAAUUUUCAAUUUCAAUUUGAAACCGAAUCAGUGAGUAACAACAACACAAAUGUCUUUGAUGCAACGAUACGGUCGAUGCAAAAGCGUGGUGAAACGUUCGAAGAAAUACUUAGAUGAAGCGCUUUACUUGAAGCUCUUCAAAGAUGGUGGGUCCCAACUCAAUGUUCGUCAGCAACUCAAUCACUUCAUCAAGAGUGGAAAGCGCGUUUACAAAUGGGAAGUUGGCGAUACUCUCAAAAAGCUUCGACAACGUAAACUUUAUCAACCUGCUCUUAAGCUUUCAGAAACCAUGGCUAAGAGGAAUAUGAUUAAGACGGUCAGUGACCAAGCUAUACAUAUUGAUUUGAUUGCAAAAGCUAAAGGUAUUGUUGCUGCUGAAAAUUAUUUUGUCAAUCUCCCAGAGUCUGCGAAAAAUCAUUUAUGUUACGGUGCCCUUCUGAACUGCUACUGCAAGGAAUUGAUGACUGAUAAAGCUGAAGGUGUCGUGGAAAAAAUGAAGGAUCUUGGCCUUCCUUUGAGUUCAAUGCCUUACAACAGUCUUAUGACUCUUUAUACUAAAGUAGGUCAACCAGAAAAGAUUCCAUCAAUGAUUCAAGAAAUGAAAGCUAGCAAUAUCAUGCUGGAUUCCUAUACAUAUAAUGUCUGGAUGAGAGCACUUGCUGCUGUGAAUGAUAUUUCUGGUGUUGAAAGGGUUAUCGAUGAGAUGAAGAGGGACGGUCGAGUCAUUGGGGAUUGGACAACGUAUAGCAACCUUGCAUCUAUUUAUGUUGAUGCUGGUUUGUUUGAGAAGGCAGAAGGAGCACUUAAGGAAUUGGAGAAGAGGAAUGCUUACAAAAAUCUGUCUGCUUACCAGUUUGUAAUUACAUUGUAUGGGCGAAUCAACAAAAUAUAUGAGGUUUAUAGGGUAUGGCGUUCUCUUCGGUUAGCAUUUCCUAAAACUGCAAACAUAAGCUAUCUGAAUAUGAUUCAGGUUUUGGUUAACUUGAAAGAUCUCCCGGGUGCAGAGAAAUGUUUCCGUGAGUGGGAAUCUACGUGCAAUACUUAUGAUAUUCGAGUUGCUAAUGCUCUCAUAGAGGCAUAUGCAAAAUUGGAUAUGCUGGAGAAGGCUGAAGAGCUAAAGGAGCGUGCUCGGAGGAGGGGGGCCAAGCCUAAUGCCAAAACCUGGGAAAUAUUUUUGGAUUGCCAUUUGCGAAAAGGAGACUUUAAGUUGGCAGUGGAUUGUUUAACCGAAGCAAUAUCUAUCGGUAGAGGGAAUGGUGAAAAAUGGGUUCCAUCAUCUGAGACAAUUGGUAUUAUGAUGAGGCACUAUGAACAAGAGAAGGAUGUUGAUGGUGCAGAGGAAUUUAUAGAGAUCUUGAAGAAAUCUGUGGAUUCCGUAGGGGCAGAGGUGUUUGAAUCAUUGAUAAGAACUUAUGCAACUGCCGGUAAGACCAGUUCUUCUCUGCAACGACGAUUGAAGAUGGAGAAUGUGAAUGUGAAUGAAGACACUCAGAAAUUGCUUGAAGCUAUCUCUGUGGAGUGAUUCGUAUGAUACUUUAAUCCUUAAAGUUUUGAUUGCUGUAAAUCGAGAUGAUGCUGUGUUCUUGCUGCUCAUUCUGCGCUGCCAAUAAAAUUUGGUAUUUCAAUUCUCCUUCAUUUCCUUUAUUUUUAAAUUUAAUCAAAUGGGCUUGUGAAUAAUAGUUAUUGGCAUGCUUACUGAUCCAUAAUAUAUCAAGAUUAGUCUUUUGUUAUUGUUGACAAAAGCAUAUGAAAAAUAGUCUUGACUGUGACACAUUCAUUUUUAUAGGGAUUUGAAAUACUUUAUAUGUAUAACUAGACUGUUGUUAUCUUUCAAGGAAUGGGAUCCAAUUGAAACUUUUACCCUUCAAGUCAUGGGAUCCAACCGAAUGCAACAGAUAGCAGUGUAUUGAUCCAUUCUAUCUUGUUUUAUUUUUUAAAAUUAUGUUUUGACUUUGUUGCAAUUUAUUUUCUUAUUUUUGUUUCAGCAAGCUUUGUUUACUUUUUCAAAAGAAAAAAGAAUAAUGUUUGCGCCAUUUAAUCUAAGGAGCUUUAAGAUACCAAUUAUUGGGAACCCAAUAUUUUGUUGAUGUUGUAGCCCAUUGGAAUGUAACCAAUAUGCGUAUUGCGGUGAUCUUUGCGCAGUUGAUAAUUAAUAUAAAGUUCUCUGAGUAUGUGUUCUCAUUUA